UUUUAUCAGUUUGUUCUUGUUAUAUCCUUAAUUGAUCUUCUUAUUCAUUUAUUUUUGUUUUCAGGUGACAAGCGUGGGAACAGUAAAAUUCUCUUUCCAGAAUAUGAACUAGUAAUUGAGACAGAACCAGAUGAAAAUGAGGAAAUUGAGAAAAGUGAAAAGGACAGAUUAGAUGAAUUCAAACAGUUUAUGAAAACAAAUGAGCUGCUCACAGAUAUGGGAAGUGACAAAGAAUUAGAAUCCUUAGCUUCCCUUGGAAAGGAAGCUUUACUUGCCGAUAAACAGUUUAGGAAAUUCAAAAAGAGAAUUGCCAGAGAACCCAAACAGGUUUUGCGCUAUCACCAAAAUGGUGAACCACUCUGGGUCUCUGAUGAAGGCAAGCCCAGCAAAGAUGACAUUCCAAGAUGUAAAUGUGGGUCUGAAAGGGUGUUUGAAUUUCAGAUUAUGCCUCAGUUGCUAAACUAUUUGCAUGUGGACAGUCUUGAAGAAAGUGCUGAUUGGGGAACAUUACUUGUGUACACUUGUGCUCAAAGUUGUGGUGAUGGAAGUUCAUAUCAAACUGAGUAUAUCUGGAAACAAAACUUUGCAGACACAGGGAUACCAAUUACUGCUUUAGGAACUGGUUGAGGGGUUUCAGAGUUUCAUACUAACCAUGUUCACAGGCACAACUAUUUAUUGCAUGAAAAUUAAUUUUUGCCUGGUUUCCUUUUUUU
Stylophora pistillata is the source of this 713-nucleotide messenger RNA. RefSeq names its product uS5 assembly chaperone PDCD2. Gene Ontology annotation, cellular component: cytoplasm; nucleus. NCBI's taxonomy places the organism in Eukaryota, Metazoa, Cnidaria, Anthozoa, Scleractinia, Pocilloporidae. The record is from RefSeq and is a predicted model, not a curated record.